ACUGAAAAGCCCAGAAUGUCCUCUCAAAGGGACAACAGGACUUAAUACAGUAACUUGUGUGGCCUGUGAGAUGCGGACCAAGAACGGAUGACCACUGGAGAGGACAGAAAUGAAGGAGGAUAUUAAACAAAACAAUAGGAGCACAUAUUAUAUGAACACAGUGGACCUUUCAACUUUGCCUUUUUGACAGUCUAUCGUUUGAACUCAUGAGAUGUUUUGAUUUAAUUAUGGCGCAUCCCUUCUAAAUGGCAUGAUGGCGGCGGACUUUGUUAUCUCUACAUCGCCUCUCGUUCUGACUCCCAGAGAGGGCUGAAAACAGUGUCUAUUGUCCUCCCCUAUCAACCCGGGCGGUUUCGAUCAACGGAGAGGAAAGAUAACAACCAUGAACUGUGUGUCGAUCGUCGCCUUACUGUCUCCUCUCUCUGCGGGCUGAGCAUAGAUCACUCCGGUGGAUUAACCCCAACCCUCGCAUCGAAGGGUCAUCACGAGCAUUACAUCACCGAUUCCCACACCCCGAAGAGUAAAAUGAUACCCAUUUCAUAUUUAACGAGCGAAUCUGAACACUGGUGAUGACGGGUGACGCCUGGAUUUAAUUUUUUGACGUCGUGGGGAUUAUCCAAAUAUAUCAACAAUAUCAAUGUAGGCUAUACAAUUCAUCAGUGAGAUGAUGGCGCUUUUAUGAACGGGAGAUAGACGAACACUGUUAUCUACAUCUCUGCCUGUAGGCUCCUUUGUCUUCGUAGAGAAUGUGAAUGGCGAAAGAUGACAUGGCAGAGGUAGAUUCAGCAUCCAGUGGAGCGGAACCCACGCGCGGGCUGGAGAUAGCGUUCCCAUACGAGGAGUAUGAAUGCAAAAUAUGUUACAAUUAUUUCGACCUUGACCGUCGCGCACCCAAGAUUUUAGAAUGCUUGCAUACAUUUUGCGAGGAGUGCCUGAACACUCUCCAUCUCCGCGAGGAGCGUCCAUGGCGCAUCAGCUGCCCUAUAUGUCGCCACAGGACGCCCGUGCCGGACUAUCGGAUACAAAACCUGCCCAAUAAUACCAAGGUAACGGAGGAUUUCCCAUUGUACAUUGACUCUGACCCUCUGCCUCAGGAUGCCUUGCCCCUCUACCCUCCUCCGUUGCACCCCGCACUCGUCGCCCUCAGGCGCGAGGAGGCAUCGGGGGCGUCCACGAGCCAAGCUACCCCCUCCACUACCUUGUCCACCGCCACUACCCUCUCCCAGGACUCCGUGCGCUAUGACAGCUGUCAGAGCUGCAAGCGGGUUGCCCUGACUACGGGCUGUGUGUGUGUGAUAUUCUCCUUUCUGUCCAUGCUGGUUCUGCUCUUCAUGGGCCUGAUCUUCGUGCACAGUCACAGCAACCCGCCCUCGCCCGCGGGCCCCAUUUGCCUGUCGGUGGCCAGCAUCCUAGCCAUGUUCUCGGUGGUCGUCACGUGGCUGAUCUGCUGGUUAAAAUAUAGACCAGAUCACGAGUCAGGCCGCUCGUCUGGAACUAAUAGGAGGAACGCCUGAUGAUGAAGAUGCUAAUCAUGAUGAUAAUGUGAUGUGUGUGUGAUUACGUAAAUACUGCUGUAUACUAGCAUAAUGUCCCUCCCUCCCUUCACUUGUUGUUGUUGUUGAAAUAAACAUUGUCCAGAAUGGCCUUUUAACAGUAGGAUAUAGCAAGCACCAUGUAAACUCCUUCAUCUGCUUAUUGAGUACUAAGCCUACAGUAGCCUACCAUUGAUACAUUCAUACAGGCACUUGUAUGUCUACCUAUGGCAGGUUUCUAUGAUGAUGGGUAACCUUGCCUGAGACCUAAAUGAACUGCCUGUCGCUCCCAGAACGGACUGGUUGAUUGCUGGUUGAUUGAGUUGAGGACUGUGGUUUGAUAACAGUUGACCUGAAAAGUAUACAUCACUAUGCCUCUCACUGCAUGCAUCUCAAAGACGCACCUGCCCAUGUUAUUGUAGUGUGGGCUACACAAUUCCACAUGAAUAGUUUGAGAUUUUGUAUCAUGCCUAUAUCAGGCCCACUCAUUUGAGAAGUCACUAAUAUAUGUAAUUGACAAGUCACUCAUGUAAGAUGUGUAAAUAGUACAGUAUCUGUGAAGAUAGGAGAGGUGUCCUUACCGCUAUUUAAAUUGACAUGGUGUUUAGGUUACCAAGAAUAGUUCUAGAGAACAGGUGCUUGCUACAUUCCUAUUUUAAAAGGUCUCCGGUUGUAGGCCUACUGUACACAUGUGUACAUCUCCCUGGCCUUUCUGUGCCUGUGUAGUCAGAUCACGAUCAUCUUCCAGGCCUCUGAAAGUAUCUCUUCCCUCCUGCCACCGGUCUGACAGACAGUGAAGGUGAAAGCAAGGUUCCUUCCCACCAUAUUGCUUUGAGUCUUGUUGUCAUUCACUUCAGAUCAUUGAUGAGAACCUUGAAGAAGGGAGGAGGCAUUUCCUCCAUUUUCGAUUGAGGCGCUAAUUUACCCCUCUCUUUAGGUGGUUGAAGAUGCACUCCAGGAUCUAAAGCACAGCAAAUUCCUAACAUAGGGCACAAAUGUUAUUUGUAACAGUCACAGGAAAUAGAUGACGUUCUGCACAAUUGGAUGACGUAGUAGGCUACACAAAAACAGAUCCGUUUCGGCUGGUGAGCACCACUUUCAAAACUCCUGGCUGAAAUGAUAGAAAAACUCUGGAGUGCAUCUUUAAUUGCCAUGUGCUUGACAGGUUUCCAAAGCAAACAGAUUCCUCUGGCCUGUUGCAUGUGUAACCGAUGUGAAAUGGCUAGCUAGUUAGCGGGGUGCGAGCUAAUAGCAAAUCGGUGACGUCACUCGCUCUGAGACCUUGAAGUAGUUGUUCCCCUUGCUCUGCAAGGGCCGCGGCUUUUGUGGAGCGAUGGGUAACGAUGGGAGGCAGUUGUUGAUGUGUGCAGAGGGUCCCUGUUUCGAGCCCAGGUAGGGGCAAGGAGAGGGACGGAAGCUAAACUGUUACACCUGUAUGGUCGGGGAUCAUCAGGGACAUAUUGAGAGAGUUGCCAUGAGGAUGGAGUAGGGUCCUCAAAAUCUGAGGCACAGUUUUUGCAAUGCCUAUGGAACUGAGAGACUAAAAUGAGAGGGAUUGGAUUUGUCAAUAUUAGUCAAUAGGCCAGGGGCAUUGAAAUCAGGGCCUGCUGUGCUGCACUGGUUUCCCUAUAAUCAGAAACUGAUGGUUGGACUCUCAGUACAAUCAAUGAUAUUAAUCAAACACUUAACUACUAUAGAAGGAUAAAUAAUCCCAACAGUACUACUGUAGACCACAAGGCUUAUAUUUACACAGCCCUGAAGCAAUUUAGUUUUGUAUUUACUUUCUACUGUACGUGCUCUGUGUAGAACAGACACUGUUGGGCCCUCUUCCUAAAGACGUGUCUUUUAGGAUUCACAUAAAUAAUAUGCACAUAGGAGAUGGCUGGGAUAUACGCAAGUUAUGUUUAAGUACUUACUGCCCUAACAAAUUCACUUUAACAUUGCCUCACAACCAAACAUGAUUAUGGGCCUGAGCUCACACAUGCUUCAAUCAACCUGUUAGACUGUCAGUAUAACCUUUAGAAGAUGCACUUUCACCCUCUUAUUUGACACAAGUAAAGGGUUUAUAUACUGUAUAUGGUCUAUUAUUGUAUUCAUUAAUUAUGAAUUUUAAAAA
Oncorhynchus gorbuscha (pink salmon) is the source of this 3648-nucleotide messenger RNA. Its product is annotated as E3 ubiquitin-protein ligase RNF182-like. The transcript has a single exon. The record is from RefSeq and is a predicted model, not a curated record. Gene Ontology annotation, molecular function: ubiquitin protein ligase activity. NCBI's taxonomy places the organism in Eukaryota, Metazoa, Chordata, Actinopteri, Salmoniformes, Salmonidae. Gene Ontology annotation, biological process: protein ubiquitination. The coding region runs from base 753 to 1514 and encodes 253 amino acids.